CUGGGCUAUCACAGUCCCACUCUCAUUUUUCCCCCCCAGAAUUUACCCAGAUUUAGUUUUGCAACGAGAUAUGUCCCAGGAAUUAUUGAGAUGUAUCUAGUUCCCUUCACUUUCCAUCUUUGUUUCUUAACUUGGCACAGGAAUGUACUUUGACGUCAGAUUUGGGAGUGGGGAUAGUAAGGAAGACGACGGAGAAUGAAUCGCUAGCUGGCGUGGUCUGUGGAAAGAAGCGGAUGGCUUUUUUCUCUCAAGCGACUCGCUCCCUAUAAAGCAAUGUGAAGUGUUUUCUUCCCACAGCGAGGACACAAUAUGCACGCAGCUGGAUGCUGUGAUUAAGAUCCACGCAUUGCCAUCCAUUGUUCAAGCAGGGUUUUUCUUUUUUGCUUUAAGGAAGGACUUGGAUUGAACUAUUUAUUCCUCAACUGAAGCACACCUACAGCGUAAACGGCGUUGAGCAGUGCGCGUGGCUGAAGAGUACACAAGCAAAUAAUUGAACAGUGAAAAAAUAAAGUCACGCAGCCCGGGAAAAGAACAAAAACAUGACGGAGCUGAGGAAAAAGAAGCUAUUCGUCCUAGUGGAUGUGCUGUGUGUGGUGGUAGCUGCAUUACCUUUUCUGGUAAUGACCAAAGUCUUCCGGCCCUAUCAGCGUGGGGUGUAUUGUGAUGAUGAGAGCAUCAAAUACCCCAUCAAACCAGACACCAUUACCCAUGGCUUGCUGGCUGCUGUCACCAUAUCCUGCACCGUCAUUAUUAUAUCCUCAGGAGAGGCCUACCUGGUGUACAGCAAGAGGAUCCACUCAAAUUCGGACUUCAACCAGUAUGUGGCAGCACUCUACAAGGUGGUGGGCACCUUUCUUUUUGGAGCGGCAGUCAGCCAGUCACUAACGGACCUGGCCAAGUUCACCAUUGGACGCCCACGGCCCAACUUCAUGGCAGUCUGUGCCCCCAAAGUUUGCAAAGGCUACAUGCUGCAGAUAAACUGCACUGGCAACCCACGUGCUGUCACUGAGUCCAGGUUGUCCUUCUAUUCUGGUCACUCCUCCUUUGGGAUGUACUGCAUGCUGUUCCUUGCGCUCUAUGUCCAGGCAAGGCUGGUGGCAAAAUGGGCCAGACUCCUGCGCCCUACUAUACAAUUCUUCCUUGUGGCCUUUGCUGUGUAUGUGGGCUACACUCGUGUGUCUGAUUACAAGCACCACUGGAGUGACGUUCUGGUGGGGUUCCUACAGGGGGCACUCAUCGCCAUACUUAACGUGCGCUAUGUGUCGGACUUCUUCAAGCAGCGCCCCCCUCUCUGCUCAAACCCAGAGACACCUGAGACUGAGGAACUGGAUCGUAAACCUGGCCAACCGAUCGCAGAUGCAGAGCACAGCAACCAUUCCAGCUACCCGGGGGCAGUGUGAGAGGGAAUCCUCUGCUGUCCCCAGCCUUUUGCAAACCACUCUGACACACC
This is a messenger RNA of Megalops cyprinoides (Indo-Pacific tarpon), 1450 nucleotides long. RefSeq names its product phospholipid phosphatase 2b (gene plpp2b). The transcript is spliced from 7 exons. Gene Ontology annotation, biological process: phospholipid dephosphorylation; phospholipid metabolic process; signal transduction. Gene Ontology annotation, molecular function: phosphatidate phosphatase activity. Lineage: Eukaryota; Metazoa; Chordata; Actinopteri; Elopiformes; Megalopidae. Bases 540 to 1400 code for a protein of 286 amino acids. The record is from RefSeq and is a predicted model, not a curated record.